AUGUCGAAAAGACUACGAAGCAGAAAUAAACAGAAGAAGGACCAGGCUUUUCUUGAGUACGGCAAUCCAGACGUAUGUGUCACUGUGAGGCUUCUACCGCCCAGUUUGUCUCAAGAUGAGUUCCAUAAACAGGCUGAAGAACAUGCAGAAACGCUAAGAGCUGGAUUUCGGGAACUUUAUUAUCAGAAGGGAACCCGGGAUGUGAAGGCAUUCGAAAAGCCGGCGUUUUCCGUGGCUCAGUAUGAGUUUGGGUCGCCGGUGGUGGCCGCCAAAGUGCGGGAACAAUUGCAUGGGAAGGUCUUUCAUGAGCCCGAAACAGACGAUAAUAUGGCGUGUGUUUGUGUGAAACCUAUUGUUGGUGUGAUUCCUGUUGCGCCAGCUCCGGACACCGAGAAGAUAGACCAUGGAGCCAUCUUCGACGCAUUCUGUAAACUUCGCGAGGAGUCAGAUAGAGUGCUGGUGCUCGAGCUUUUAAAGAGUAUUGAAAAACAGAAAAAACAGGGGAAGAAGAAAAAGAAAGCUCCUCUGGAUGGGGAUCUGUCGGUAGCAGCGUCGAGUGAGUCUGCGUCUACAAACAACAAAAAACCGAAACAGAAAAAGGGCCCCGAGAAGUCCAAAGACAGUGCCUCUCUUAAUUCUGAAACUAAACCUGUGCCUUCAAUAGAUGCUACAAAAAAGAAAACCAGAACUAGGAAGAAGAAGAAUACUCUGGGGACUGUUGAACCUACAACCAAACCACAAGAAGCUCAAGCUCCAGCAGCUGCUUCAACGGCGCAAGACGCUGCAGCCAAACCGAAACGAGUUCGUAAAAGAAAGCCAAAAAAGGCACCCGCUGAGAGAACUGACUCUGAGAAGUAG
Australozyma saopauloensis is the source of this 858-nucleotide messenger RNA. RefSeq lists its product as uncharacterized. The coding region runs from base 1 to 858 and encodes 285 amino acids. The record is from RefSeq and is a predicted model, not a curated record. The transcript has a single exon. NCBI's taxonomy places the organism in Eukaryota, Fungi, Ascomycota, Pichiomycetes, Serinales, Metschnikowiaceae.